Molecule: messenger RNA, 2144 nt
Organism: Folsomia candida
Lineage: Eukaryota; Metazoa; Arthropoda; Collembola; Entomobryomorpha; Isotomidae
Product: alkylated DNA repair protein alkB homolog 8
Exons: 9
Coding region: 193-2049 (618 amino acids)
Biological process (GO): tRNA wobble uridine modification
Cellular component (GO): nucleus; cytoplasm
Molecular function (GO): S-adenosylmethionine-dependent methyltransferase activity; tRNA binding
Source: RefSeq, a predicted model, not a curated record
AGUGGAACAGCACGUUUUGGGUUUUAGUUUCUCCGGCUGUCUGGAUUAAUUUGUUUUAGUUCCCUAUAGUUUUUUUAAAGAUAAGUCACUUAUCGUGUUCUGUGCAUGGACGAGCUGACAUAAUGGGGGAGGUUUGUAAAUGACGAUUGGAUAAGCCCGACCUGUAAUGUGAUAUGUGAUAAGAAUUUAACCAUGAUUCCUAUCGAAAAUAAGCUGGAGGAGAUGACAGAAUCGGCUAGAAAGCGCAAUGAAAGAAAGUUGGCGAGAAAAAGGACAAAGAUUAUCAGUUUGGUGCAGAAAGAUGCCGGACUUAAUGUGACCGAGGUUCCGGCGAGGUGGCUAAUUGUUUGGGGCUUUGGUCUUGCGAAUGGAACUACAAAGAAAGAUAUCAAAGAAAUGUUCAGAAAUCCUGAAGAAAUUCGAUACUACAAGGAUAAAGCGUAUUGUUUUAUGAGAUAUGUUACCACAGAUGUGGCAUCGAAUGUGAAAGAGCUGUAUGAAGAAGAGUUUUUCAAGCUAGCUUUACGAGACAAGAAUCCAGUCAAGAGAUUUAUUGGAUUUAUUAAUGAUGAGCCACCCCCAGAAGAUUUGCAGUUGAUAGCCAGCUUUUCAAGUUCUUGCCCCUCUGGUUUACGUAUUAUACCCGAAUUCGUUACAAAAGAAGAAGAGGAAUUGAUUUUAUCAAGAAUUGACCCAAGUCAAAACGAUGGCAAUCAUGAAAAUAAAUCGGAAACGGAACCUGAAACAAUAACCAAACUAUUGAAACAUCGAUGGGUUCGCCACUUUGGAUACGAGUUUAGAUAUGGAUCUAAUGAUAUCAAUUUCGAAAAUCCAUUAGCUGACAAAAUUCCAAGUUAUUUAAAUUCUGUUAUUGCAAAAAUGGUGCAGAACGAGUUUGUAUUUAAGGAGCCUCCUCAGCAGUUAACUGUCAACCAGUAUCGGAGUGGUCAAGGAAUUCCACCUCAUGUCGAUACUCACAGUUGUUUCGAAGGCCCAAUCGUCUCUCUCAGCCUAGGAUCUGAAAUUGUGAUGAAUUUCCGGCGUGGAGAUGAACUGUACUCGACAAUUGUACCUCCUCGGUCUCUCCUCGUGAUGGAUGGUGAUGUUCGGCACGGAUGGACUCACGGAAUUGCAAAUAGAACAUUUGACCUUGUUCCAAGCUGUGGAAUCGAUGUGAUGCAUAGAAAAACAAGAACGUCUUUCACAUUUCGAAGACUACGAAAAAAUCCAAUCUGUUGUUGCUUAUUUCCAGAAAUGUGUGACUCCCAGCAGGGAAAAAUUAGUGAGGAAAACGCAUCGAACUUAGAAGACCAUCUUGUUCACAAAGUGUAUGAAAAUAUCGCUCCACAUUUUCAUGAAACCAGACACACACCUUGGCCAAGAGUCAGAAACUUUAUCGAAAGCAUUACAGAAGAAGGUGCCGCGAUAUUGGAUGUUGGUUGUGGAAAUGGGAAAUACUUUCAUCUCAACAGUAAAGCCAUUCAGAUUGGAACCGAUAUGAGCACCGGACUUUUGAAAAUCUGCAGAGAUAGAAAUUCGCAAGUUUUAAGGGCUAAUGCUUUACAACUCCCCUUUCGAGACGAAUGUUUUCAUGCCGUGAUAUGCAUAGCAGUUUUGCAUCAUGUUUCAACCAAGGAACGCCGGCUCAUUGCACUCGCCGAAAUUAUGCGAAUUCUAAUUCCUCAUGGUCAAGCUUUAAUCUACGUCUGGUCCAAGGAUCAGCGCCAUCAAGAUGAAGAAUCCGUCUAUGCCAAACAAUCCGCAUCCUCAACAAAAAGCUUGGUUGACCCCUGUGAUGCUAAAUCUACCGAAUUUUCAUUCAUCCAUAUCCACGAACGGCAGUCAGAUUUCUCCCAAAAUGACGUCCUCGUUCCAUGGGUAAACGUUAAAGAUGACAAGAAUCCCGUCCAUCAUCGUUAUUAUCACGUUUUCGACAAGGGUGAACUGGAAGAUCUGGUCUCCUUAUUAGACCCACCCCCACAGAUACUUGACUCUUAUUAUGACCAGGGAAAUUGGGUAGUUAAAAUUAUGAAAGACAAAGUAAGUUGAUAAAUAAAUGACAAUUCCACAUCAUUUUCAAAUUAAAAAUUGUAUUUGUCUUUAUUCAGUCGUGCGUGAAUAAUAAUAUCAUUUAUUAACAGCGA